Strongylocentrotus purpuratus (purple sea urchin) is the source of this 6436-nucleotide messenger RNA. RefSeq names its product IQ motif and SEC7 domain-containing protein 3. Gene Ontology annotation, biological process: regulation of ARF protein signal transduction; actin cytoskeleton organization. The record is from RefSeq and is a predicted model, not a curated record. Bases 800 to 4927 code for a protein of 1375 amino acids. The transcript has 13 exons. NCBI's taxonomy places the organism in Eukaryota, Metazoa, Echinodermata, Echinoidea, Camarodonta, Strongylocentrotidae. Gene Ontology annotation, molecular function: guanyl-nucleotide exchange factor activity; protein binding.
GUGUUUCUAUAUUUAUGUUUAAAGACAUUCAAAGGCACUUUCUGUCUACUUACUAACUGGAGUACCUUUUAUGGAAGAAAAAAAUAAUUAUUUUUACCAGGAUUGUAGCAAAUAUGAAAUCGUGAGCUGACAAAAUGAUGACUGAGGCUGAUAUAAUUGUUAGUGUCUUUAAUAUCAUUGAAUUGUGGACUGGAAAGAGGUAACUCAAAGAUUUAGAAAUCGGCAGCAAGCCAAAUGAGGUUAAAUCUAACCUUGUGAUCUGGUCUCGUUCUUACACCUCCUACUAUACAAUCACAUGUGUUGUUUCUCUCUUCACGUACAACCUAAAACCUCCCUACUCUUUCUAGAAUGGACCAACCCUUCGUCACAAACCCUUCGUCACAACUUCAGAAGUUUUCCCCCUUUCCCUUCCCCCGCCUAACUCGAGCACAAAUUGCUCCUUUCCUGUGACAUCAUUCCGUAUUAUAGUUCUCCUCACAACACCAAGGCUCUAUCGUAGAACUUGGGAGUGCUGUCAGGCAGGCAUCCCUCUCUUGCUUUCUCUCGCCCCCCUCUCUCCUCGCAUCUACCUCUUAUAGUGCUGUUGAUUAGAGAUCUCUUUCUCUUUCUCUCCCACUCUCUCAUACUUGUUUUGGUAUGACUUUGGACUUUUGGACAUCCCUGUAGCGCAGCAUAGGUGAUCCAGGCCAUGCUAGCUGUGGGCUUAUAAUGAUGAGAGACUUAAUCGUCCAUUCAUCCAUGUUGAGGAUUAUUUAGUAUGAUAUAUUCUGGAACACCUUGAUCCGUAGAUGUUAGUAGUAUGUGGCUUGCCAGUGAAUUUUGGAUUGAUUUAGUCCUAAACUUUCAUGAAUUUGUGGACUUAUGUCUUGGAUUACCAUUUGAUAGUGACCAGCAACUGGCAACAGAUCCGAGUGAUCUGUUAAAGGAUUCCAACUCCAACACACCAAAGACUGCUGAGUCUACCCCUGCAAAGGAUACCGCAACAAGUACUCCACUGACACCAACACCUAGUACCCCACCAGCAACACCUACCCCACAGACACCCAGUACAACCCCUCGUGGAGGGAAACCCAGUCCACCACCAAAACCAAAUACAACCCCUAAGACCCCCAGGAGGACUCCUCCACCUCGACAAGACUCCCUGCACACCUCACCGACCCCUGAGGUUGCUGUCAAAGGCAGCCCACGCCCUAUACCAAAAAGGAAACCGAAGCCAGAAACCAGGACCAUAGCAAUCCAGACUGAUAACUCCCAUACACCAUCAGCCUCAACAACAGACUCUCCUCAACCGCACGGCUCACCCGGUAGGGUCUUUCCAACUCAAGCGAGUAUAACCAUUCCGGAGCAGGCUGUUCUACGACAGUCCACGCCUCACAGCAGGGUCAGUCGAGCCGUCUCCAUCGCAGUUGACUCUCCUACCACCCAUCUAGCGGGUACCUCGCAGGAGAAACCCACCAAGAUCAGGUGGGACCUCUCGCCUAGUCCAAGGAACAGGGCAUCGUUGAGGAGAGAAAAGUCCAUCAAGCAACGGAGGGAGGAGGAACGUCUGAUCAAACAGUCCAGAGUUCUAGGCAGUUCCUAUGAACUAUCCCCUGAUCUACAACAAAAACAGGUUGAGAUGCUAGAGAAGCGUUAUGGCGGUCGCACCAAGGCUCAGAAAGCAGCUAAUGUAAUUCAACAAGCGUAUCGCAAGCAUGAACUUCAGAAAGAAUUCCAGCGACUCCGAAGAACACGUUCUGAUUCACGCAUCUCAAGCUAUCUAAAGAACUACUCCGCAAAGGUCCACUCCAAGCACAGCAAUCGCGCUAGGGUUAUGGUAAUAGAAGACACUGAUACAUCAACUCCCGUAAUGAGAGAUACACGAGGAGCCAUGAGAAAAUUAGAAAAGAAAAUAGAAGAAGGGGCAGAGCUUGCCGGUAUUACGCGGGAGCUAGAGUCCCAAGCAAAACAAACUAUAAAUGAGAGCAGUAUAUCCCCCGUUGUGCGCUCCUCAACACCAACGGAGCAACAUCGGAAUAACAGCAAUAAUGUCUUUCCCAAGGGAGUGGUCACUCCAAAGGACAAGGGUAAUAGUGGGGAUGUUGAAGAGAUGAAGGAGGGAAGCGGGAAGAAGGUUGUCGUCACCCUGACGAUGACGAGACACAAUGCAUCCACAGAGAUCCAGGAGAGGAGCCAGGCAUCCCGAUCAGAGAAGACCAUCAUUACUCAGAAGGAUGUUGUUAGGGUGCAGUCACAGGAGGUAUGGAAGACUUCUCCUAAAGGGGGCUCUGUCUCGCCCCCUCCCCCCAUCUCACCUGGCAGUUCACCUCCAAGCAGUGGUAGGGCUGUCACCAAGAUCAUCACUACGAGUGAGAAACAGGUAGCAAGGAAAGUCUGCAUACCUGAUAUGUCAGGGAGCCCUCAAGUUGUUCAGAACAGUGGUCCAGGAGUCGGUGUCCUCAGUCCGGUGGUUGUUAGGGCUAGUGAGAUGCCUUCCAGUACCCAUUGUGGGUUUGUACUGACAGGAAUGAAAGAUGUCUCUAUGGGUAAUGGUAGUGAAAGCCCAACCCUCAGCAGACCUGUCAAGACUGUUUCUGUAGGUAACGAUGUCAUGUCUCCCGUAAUAGAUCGCAGAGUUGUCAAGAAGGAGAGCCCUAGGGUGCAGUCUCCCCCCAUCGGAGUAGUACACAGGGAGGGUAGAAAGUCCCUGGACCAGACCUCGACCACCAAACAUGUGGAAGCUAGUCAAGAUACCAGUUAUUCCCGCCACCUGACAAGGACAGAUUCAAAUGUUGUAACACAGGAAGUAGCAGACAGGAAGUGUGUAGGUAACGAACAUUCAAUAGAAAGCAACUCUCUACGAGCCAGCCACACACCGGCUGGCAGCAUGAGGCAGGAAGGCAGUACAGAUAAGAAGAGAGAGUCUGUAAGCAGUAGUGGAAGUACUGGCACAGAGGGCGAUGUAAACAUGGAAUACAUAAGUGGCGGUCGGAGAAUGGCCAGCAUACGAGCAGAUGACAGUAUAUCAACCACGUCAACCGUCAGCGGUGAAAGCUUUGAGGUCAUCAGCAUUGAACAGAGCAGCUCUUCGGAUGUACCAUCUGUUGUUGUGGCGACGCCUGAGGGCUCCCUGAUGGAUUUUGUCCACUCGUCGACGGAUUCUGAAGGAUCAGAUACGGAGGGAGACUUAACAUCACGCUCUCACUCGGGAUCAGUAGACAAAAACAAAAAUGUGGCAAUCACUGCCAAGAGACGCAUGGCCAAAGCCAAUAGCACCGGACAAAUGAACUCGCCCGUUUGGAAACGUAAGAACCAGGACACUCGGAUAGGCACGCGGAAUGGCACGCUCAUGAACGGAUCAGCUACUCCUGUGAGAAUGACGCGAUCGGACACUGGUGAUAGUAUGAGCAGUGAGAGUAGUGGUUCGUCUAAAUACACCUUCCCAGAUGACUCUAGCAUAUCAGAGAGCAAUGACACAUUACCGGGAGAGAUUGAGGAAUUAUGUGGAAAGAGACCCUUGGUUCCAUCGUUAUCUAUUCCUAUGACACCGUCCAGGAGAAGGAGAUAUAGAGUUGGAAUAAACCUAUUCAACAAAAAACCUGAGAAAGGAAUCAAGUUCUUGAUCGAGAACAGGUUCAUAGAAAACUCUCCUCAUGAGGUCGCCAAGUUCCUUCUCAAGAGAACGGGAUUCAGUAAACAGAAGAUCGGCGAAUACCUUGGCAACCUUCAGAAGGACUUCAAUCAGUUGGUGCUAGAAUGUUUUGUGGAAGCUAUGGGAUUCACAGGUUUAACCAUCGAUGAGGCGCUGAGGAAAUUCCAGAUGUCUUUCUUGCUUCCGGGAGAGGCGCAGAAGAUUGAAAGAUUGAUGGAGGCUUUCUCGAAGAGGUACUGCUACUGCAACGCGGAGUUUGCAAACAGCUUCCACAACCUGGAUACCAUCUUCAUCCUAUCCUUUGCUGUCAUCAUGCUCACGACCGAUCUUCACAAUCCCAACGUCAAACCGGAGAGAAAGAUGAAGCUACCGGACUUCAUCAAGAAUCUCAGUGGUAUAGACGACGAGCAUGACCUAGACCCUGAGUUCUUGACCGGUAUCUUUGAUCGGAUCAAGAAGAAAGCUUUCCAACCAGGAGAAGAUCAUGUGACUGCUGUACGCAAACUAGAAGCUAACAUCCUGGGAGAGAAACCCUUCCCCCUUGCGGAGCCUCACAGAAGACUUGUAAGCUCCUGCAGUCUUCUAGAGGUCAAUGACCCUACAAAGAAAGACAAGAAGCACAUCAGGGAAGUCUUCCUUCUCAAUGAUAUGAUCCUGAUCACCAAGCUGUACAAGAAGAAGACCGGAGCCAUCUUGGGAUACAAGAAGAAAGUACUUCUACAGGGAGCCACGGUCCUAGAGUUCUCAUCACAACACUAUCCUUACGGUAUCCGACUGGUCUCGCGGCAGGACAAGACCCUGGCAUCGUUCUGCGCCAGCCACCCUGAAGACAGGACCAAGUUUGUAGCAGAUAUCAGGGAGUGCAUCCUGGAGAUCGAGGAGAUGGAGAGUCUCAGGAUAGAAGCUGAGCUUGAGAGGCAGAAGGUGAUCCGUAAGAGCCAGGCCAGCACGUCCGACUCUGGGGUAGGUCUGGACACGGAGAGCCUAGCCAGUACUCAGAACCUGAGUGGUAGCAUGGACUCCUUGGCCCCACCCCUCAAGGAUGGCAGUCUCAAGAGAACAACGCUAUCCAACUCACUCAUGGACCUCAAAGAAGCAGCAAAUAAAGCAGACCACAGAAGUAGUGUAAGCUCCCUCGACAGUGGUGUGCCAAUAGAUAUCAACGCUACCAUGCCUCUACCAAAGAAGGGUCGCUCACCCCUUCCCAGCUCCAUGUGGGGGAGAAAGAAGCAGACCCCCACCAACAAAGGGCCCCCUGGCGUAGCCCCAUCUCCCCAUGCAGAAUCCAACGCUUGACGCCCCCUCUCUAUCUCUCCUCCACCUGCCCCUUCACAGUGACGGGUGGAGGUGCGGCCAGUCGUCGGUGCUUCCCAAGAUACGGAUGUGGGAGAUGAUGGAAGGUGGUGUGCUAUGCCAGGAGAAGCUUAGGAAAGCAAGCUUCGAGGCCAGGGGUCGACCUGCUACAGGCCAAUCAGCAUUCUGCGAGCCGAGGGAGUCGCUGCCAACGUGAGGAAUGAGAUACCAACAGAGAGAAACACGAUGAUCCUGCGUUGAUCAAAACAAAAUCGUACCCGGUUUGAGUGUUUGAUGAUGUUUACUUCAUGUAGCAGCUUCAGUAGUCAUCGAUGUAUGACUAUAAGGUCGAUGAGAUAGCUCACACCAUCGUAGCCGCUAGUUGAUUGCUCACCUAAUCUGUUUAUUAAUAGAUGCAAUAAUACGAAUGAAACAGUAAAAGACUAGUGAGCAAGAUCUACGAACAAAUUAUUGCUUCAGCUUUUUGUACCUAUGUUUAAUAAUAAGUGAUGAAGAGAAAACUGACACAGUCUUCAAGCACUUCUUCAUGUUACAGUGCGAAGACGUCAAACUAGUGCAGAAUGUUAGAUUUGAAUAAUUCACUUAUAAAUAGACUCCAAGGUAUUUUUUAAAGAAUGCAAAAUACCUUACAAUGCACCAUCAGUAGGAUAGAAUAAUGUAUUAGAGCAUCUCCCUGAUAAUUUUGAUGGAAUUUCUGAUGGAAUUUCAUAGUUAUAAACAAUGUUGUGAAACAAGCCAUAUCUGCUAUUAUGGUUUUUCUUGUUAUGAAUGUCUUGCCAAAGAUUGAGUGAAAUGUAUUACAACUGAUGCUGGAGAUAAAGGUUAGUCUGUUGUCAAUUUGAAGAGCACUAGUGAUUAGGCGAUUGCCAAUUUGAGAUGCAACUGUCAUCAGACGAUUCCACUGAGCGCUAGCUACACAAAGGUUUUAUAGUCGACACUCUUAUGAAUGAUGCAAGAAAUGAUUGAUAUGCACUCAAAAGUAUGAAAAUAUAUUUUGAUUCUAAUUUUAUAAUGAAGCAAAGUAUAAAAAAUCAAUUAAAUCUGCUGAGCAAAGAAAGAUAAAGGAGGGUGUAGCUCUUUGUAAUCAUUUCUGAUGGCCUUGUUUGCAUUCUCAUUGUGUGUAUCGUGGAGAUGAUAAUGAUAAGAAAUAGCACAAAGAGAAUCGGAAUAGAACAUCGUGACCAACGAUUCUAGAAUUACAGUCAGUAUCUGCACAUAAUAUUAUUGAGCGAGUGGCUUUGAUGCUAUACACAGGAAACUGAGCAAUAUCAUCUUUUAAAGCUUAUAUAGUGAAUGUUACCCUCAUUUGCCUACUGUUUUCUGAAUAGUAAAUUAAAUCUUCAUCAAAAUUCUAGUAGAAUCUCUUAUGCUUACAAAUUUGUUCGUCCAUGGAUAGUUUUAUUCAGCUAAUCCAAGGUUGUGGUGUUUUCCUUUCAAGUUGACAUUUUAGUGUGUUGUCCCAUAAAAAUCAUCUGGACUUGUUAUUCACUU